UACCUCUUGACUCAGAAUGACAAAUAUUACAACGUGUAAAUUGCACGCUCGUGCUCUAAAUUUGGAACUUGGUCAUGUGACAUAAACAAAGAAAAUGGCAGAGGCUGUUCGUGUGAAACGCAAAAGCAAGGAGAAGAAGAAACAAGACGAGACUACCCUUGACCCAGAUGAUGAUCUCACAGAAGGAAUUCCUGAUAUUGAUGGCCUAGAAAACCUGCUAGCAGAGCAAACAGGUAGUAAAGAAAAAGACAAUGAUAUAAAAACAGUGGAAAAGGAUGAUGCAAGUAAGAGUACAAAUGCAGAGAUUAAAACCGCAGAUAAAAAAGACAAUGUUGAUAAUGAUAUUAAAGAAGAAGGAGACAAAGUUGUGCAAACUGAAGUAAAGGAAACAGCUGAAACUGAUCAUGAAGCUACAGACAGUGCACAAGAACAAACUGAGGAAAAACCAACUGAAAACAUUGUUGAGAAUAGAACAGAUUUAAGAUUUGAAGAAGAUACUAGCAAAAACAUAGACAAUGAAGCAGUUACAAAACCAGAGGAAGCUGUUUCAAAACCAAAGGAAGACAUUGGCACACCUGUAGAUUUUGAAGUGGAGAAUGAGUUAGUUGGAUAUAAAGUUGAUGAAGUACCUGUACAUCUGCCUCAACAACAUCUCUAUCCUGACCUAUCAGAGCAGCUGCAACAGUUUAUCAAAGAAAAUGAACUGACCACAUCACAGACAAUGGACAAUGUUCCUGUUGUUGAAGUACAAAGUUCAGCUCCCAUGGAGGAGGACAUUCGUCCAAGAGAAGCUGAGCAAAGGCCACAACCUAAGGUUGAAAGAAGGAAAGAGUUGCAGCCCUUGACACCAGAACAGCUUACAUCUUUAUAUUAUAAUCCAAGACUGGAAAAUAAUACUGCUUACAUUGAUAGAUUUGUACAGAUGGAGAUGAAGAGAGAAAACCAUGAGUUUUAUGAGAUUUUAAUGAGUUAUCAGAGAGCACGUAAACAUUUACUGCAGUGUGAGGCAGCCUUAAAUACUUACGAGGAAAGUUAUAGACAAUCACAAGGUGAAAUUUGGAUAACAGAGACAAAAUCACAAACUGUUAAAGGUGUUUGUGGGGACCAAGUUAAUUGUGUUGGAAUGCAUAGCUACAAUCAGGUAAAACUGGACUAUAAUGCCCUGUCUAGGAUGACCUUGAACUUGAAGAACAUACAAGAUCAGAUACACAAUGAACUAGCUCUUCAUUCAUACUCCUCUCAACUUUCAAAAUUACAAGUGGAAUCUUAUAUUCACAAUUUGUUUGUUACUUCACCAGUUCUCAGAGAUAUUCCAAAAAAUCUACCUGUAAUAGCAUGUGAGAGACAGAAUCCUAAUGCUGUACAUCAGGUACAGAAACUACUGGACUGUUUGUCUAUAUUGUUUACAUUCCAUCGUCUUCCUAUAGAUGAUAUAGAAAUGUUGGAAAAUUUACAACAAUGGACUGAAAGAAUGGUUGCGGCAUUGUUGCGUGUAGGAACAUUUGAAGAUCACCUGUACAUAUUAAACCAGAUAAUGAGAUGUCCAUCAGGGAUAGGAUCAUGGGCCUCUCAUUUUGUACAGACUCCACCAAUACCAACAAAUGAAGAUUACUCACCUCUGGUAUUUGGAAAUGUUUACCUUGAUCAUAUCAUUACAGGAUUGUCCACAGUGUUAAUUCCUACCAGUUACCGUAGUGAAUUUAUGUGUAAGAUGCAGAAAAUGUUGACAACAGGAAAGGAUAACAAAAAUCUAUCGUGGGUUAUGGUAGAUUCUGAUGGGGAAGAGGAUGAAGAUCCCCAGAGUUCUUGGGUAUAUCUACAUGAAAAUGAUGUAGUGGCUAUCCUCAAACAACUCCCAUUGGCUGCUAUAUUUAGACACAUAUUCUUUAUCGUCCAAUCACAAACUGGAGAGACAUACGAGUAUGAUAUAAAGAAGACAACAGAGUCUACCAUGUAUCGUGUAUUUGCUUUCUGUACAUGUCUAAUACGGAUAUUAGGAAAUGGGUUGAGAACAUACAGUAUGGCACGGUAUAGACAACUAAACAAAAGGCUUGGCAGAUUGAUCAGACAAUGUGUACAGUUUGUAUCGGACCAUUGGGAGAAUUUUAGCGAGGCUAAUCAGGGGAUAAUGCCAGUACAGGCACUACAGAAACUUCAGGUGGAAUAUGAUGCUUUCUUUAUGAGAGCUGUCAACUUCAUCCACAUGUCACAAAGGUUAGGGUCAUGGCAGUUUAUAGCAGACAUGCCAUUUGGAAGGAUUUCUAAGGAAACAAUGUGGAAAAUUCUCUGGCUUCUACACCAAGGUCAUGGCCGCUCCUUUGAAAUUCAUGAAAUACCGUCAGCCCAGGAAUGCAUUAACUUUGUCAAAGAUGCAUCUUGUAGUAGCCAGUUAUCUGACAUAUUACAGAGGGUACCAGCCUCCGAGGGCAUUUACCUCCUAAAUACCAUGACAAACAUGACAGAAAGUUGUUCCUCAGCUGAUAUCACCUUUAUAGAAACAGUUACCAUGUCAGUGUUUGAGGUGUCAUACAUCUGUCCAGAAACUAGGGAUGUAUGUUCUAAGAUGGGGAGAGAAUUACUAUCGGCAGUCAUCACAUGUCAUCCAUUUAUGUUAUCUGUAUUAACACAGAGGGUACAUGAAUACAUGGACAAACUUGGACAGAUGGGUUUAUACCUGUAUAAAGGAAUCAACAUGGAGACGUGGUUACCUACAGAUUCUGACCUGGGAAUUUUACGUCAGUGGCUACUCAACACUGCCCUUGGCUCACCAGCUAAUCUUAUUGCACAGGAAAUCCUGAGUAAUAUCAACUGGGGACACUCAUCUAGGGGCGAUAGAUUAAUGGUUCCAUGGAGGGUACAUAAACAGGUGGCUGUUCUUGUUGUAGAAGCAUAUCAACAGUUUAUCUUUGGUAAAAACCUGGGCUCAAUGAUAAUGGAGGGUGUCAAACAGGUAUCAGCAGCAGUACAGCAAUACAUGACAUUAGAACAAGAGUUUAAUACAUGGUGCUGGGACUUGUUGUUGAAAUUAUCCUUACAUAGAGGUAGUCUACCACAACAUGAUCGUAGACUAGAGACUAGCCUCGGUGAUACACCUGAUGUUAAUAGUGAUGAUACAUUACUGCCUCUGUGUAAAGGCAUCAAAGAGAAAAACCCAACAGCUUGUUAUGUUACACUCAUGCUCACUAGAUAUGGACAUAGUAUUGGAGAGAUUAUAUCGGAAGGUGUGGCACUUCUACAAGUAUUGACAGAGGCAGGUUUAUUCAAGCCAGCUAUCAGUGUCAUAUAUUACCUCCUCCCCUUGUUUGUUGACUGUCAGAAAUCUAUCAUAGACAGUGUCAGGUUUCAAGGGAUGUUACUGUCUAUUCUACAAGCAGAUGACUCAUAUUUUCGUGUUGCAAAAGGUCUGUUGUCAUAUGAGUUUCCGGGACCAAUCACAAACCUCUUCAUUUCCAUGAUACAGGUAUGUCACUGAACAUAAUAUAAUUAUGUUUCUGUAAUUUUCUAUAAGAA
Messenger RNA from Ruditapes philippinarum (Manila clam), 3510 nucleotides. RefSeq names its product ectopic P granules protein 5 homolog. Gene Ontology annotation, biological process: autophagosome maturation. The coding region runs from base 95 to 3472 and encodes 1125 amino acids. The record is from RefSeq and is a predicted model, not a curated record. Gene Ontology annotation, cellular component: cytoplasm. The transcript is spliced from 20 exons. Lineage: Eukaryota; Metazoa; Mollusca; Bivalvia; Venerida; Veneridae.